Paramecium octaurelia is the source of this 212-nucleotide messenger RNA. The record is from the annotation of a GenBank genome assembly. NCBI's taxonomy places the organism in Eukaryota, Ciliophora, Oligohymenophorea, Peniculida, Parameciidae.
GAUGUCUGAGGAAGAAGUGCAGAAAUUGCUAGGAUUUGACAAGCUAACUACAAUGAUAGGAAAGAAAGAGGGGGAAAUUACAUUGUUUAGAAAUGGAAAUAAACCUGAAGCAUAUAUAAUAAGAAUUGGGUAAUUGAUUGGAGAUGUGAUUGGUGGCAAAGGGGCAAGCUCAAGAAAGUUCUUUCAUGGAGACAAAAUGCUUUGAGGCUGGA